This is a messenger RNA of Meloidogyne enterolobii, 2591 nucleotides long. NCBI's taxonomy places the organism in Eukaryota, Metazoa, Nematoda, Chromadorea, Rhabditida, Meloidogynidae. The record is from the annotation of a GenBank genome assembly.
UAAUGUCAUCUGAAGCAGUUGAUGAAGCGAUAAGGAAAAAUAUUACUUGGACAAAAUUGUCAGAUGAUUUACGUACAGUUUUGGGUGGUUCUCAACGAGAAUAUGACAAAAGAAUAUUGGAAUAUUCAAUUAAAAAUCAACUUAGGUACAAGGAAAAUAUCGUUAGAUUUGUUAAAAGAGUUCAAGAGGAAUAUUAUGAUUGUUUACUUCAUCAUAGCAGAGCAAAAAUGAUGCUUUACCCUUACCAUCUUUCUGAUAUUUUGGUUCGAGAAUUGCGUUUAACUCCUUUCACUUAUUAUACGGAAAUGCUUGUUGAUGUAAUGCAAGCAGAAAAGAGCUAUGAUUCUAUUCCAAACUUUACUGCUGUUGAUGCGAUGCAAAUCCUUGGAAUUGGCCGCAAUCAAUAUAUUGAUCUUGUGAACCAGAGCCGUGCAAACCGUCGUCUUUUUCGCCGUUCAAAAUCUGUUAGGGAAAUGCUGCCCCAAAAGCCAGUCAAUAAUUUUACUGUAGAGCCUUGGUUUCUAUUCAAUUAUGGUUGUGUUUUGGAAAAUGAUGUUCGGUUAUUAAGUUCUGUGGAGAAAGAAGUAAUUGACAAACUAAUGGAUGAAGGUACUCAACUUUGUGGCCUUUUGGAUAAGAAUGUUAUUCAGAGGUUGCUUAGCCGUGGCCUUGCUUAUUUGGAAGUUCCAAUACAUCCUGAGGAUUGUGUUUAUGUUCCUACUCUUGACGGAUUUGUUAUGAAUCGAACUCAGGGUGAUUUUUUUGAGACAUUACUCUAUAAAAUUUUUGUUGCUAUUGAUGGGCAGACUUCUAUACGAGAGCUCUCCGAAACAAUCGGCAUUGAUAUUGACCUGAUUUGUAACGCUGUUUCUCUUUUUUGCCGACUUGGUUUUGCGCGUAAAAGAGUUACAGGAAUUGAAAAUUUUGUUCUUCACAACUCGUGGGGUGUGGAGAAUUCGUCUUCUGGUUCUUGUCUUUCAUCACCAACCACACCGGAACCUUCUAUUAGCGCAGAAUUAAAUGAUCUCAACUUUUCUUUAAUGAAUAUAAAUUCUGGAGGUUUUUUUGACGAUGAUGAUAUUGUUUCGGCUGUAGAAAAUGCUGUUUCGCAAAAUUCUCCAUUCGUUGUUGAAAGUUCGGCAAGUUCAACCACUUCAGCUGUUGCAAAAAGAAUAGCAUUCAUUUUUGAUUCUUCUCUCACUGCUUUUUUGAUGAUGGGAAAUUUAUCUGCUACUCUAAAAAAUCAUGCAAUUACGUUGUUUGAGGUUGGUAAGCUAAGUGAGGAUGCUAUGGAUAGUUUUAUUGACGAACUUCAAAAUGUUAAUUUCUUUGCUGAAGGUGAAGCACAGCGUUAUUCAGAGCAUGCUAGAACUUUGUUAUAUACAAUUCAAUCAUUAAGAAGCGUUUCUGAAAUGGACCUUAUACGUGGAGAAAGUCUUUUAAAUUUGGAAAGUGCAGCACGUCUUAGAGUAAUUGAAAAAUCUUACAAACUGCUCGUUUCGAUGGCUCCGAUCGGUGCUGAAGCGUGUUGUUUACAUUCGGCUAAACUUCCUCAUUUGGGAACUGCCGCGUCAGUAGAACUAACAUCUCCUUGGUUUCGUCUUUUUAUAUACGAAUUAGCAACAUGUGGUCCUCCUUCAAUUUUCCUCCCUAUGGGCACUUAUAUCACCAAACUUCCUAAACUCUUCUGGAAAAGUCGUCGUUUAAUGCUUACUCAAGGAAACAAUCAUGAACCUGUUAUUCUACCUAUUGAAAGUUCGCUUAUUCCAGUAGGAGAUGCUUUGCAUUCUGCGCCAGUGUUUUUACAAGCUUAUAGUGAACUUGUAUCUGAUGCUGAAAUUGUAAAUGUUCCAUUUCCUUUUGAUAUAGAAAGUGAAGAGAGAGGCAUUAAUGGAUCUAUUCAAACAAAUGAAUGUGAACAACAACAAUCGAAUAUAGAAUGUCUACAACCAUUUACAAGACAUCCAGUCGUUCAAAGGUUGCAAUCUUCUCUUGGUUUAGACUAUCUUUGUGGUUAUAUUGUUCUCUUAAAAUUGCAUAACACUGAUGAUCCUUCUCAACCUUCAUUUGAAGAUGAGGAGAAUAAUGAUAAAAAUGAAAGUGAACAACAACGUCCCUCAGAAAAUGAUGAAUUUUCUCCUUCUAAUCAAUCGACGUUAAUACCCUCACCAAAUUCUGCUUAUUCUCUAAGUGUUUUUCAAUUAAGCAAUACAAUUACAAAAGAUCCAAAAAAAGUUUCAACCAGUCGAACACAUUUAUGUCGUGGGGAGUCUUUCAAUGAUUAUGUUCUCUUCGACUGUGUUUUCGGCAUUCCAUUGUUUGAUGAAUCAUUAAACAAAACAAUUUGCCAAAGAAUCUUACAGAAAGGUUUACUCACUCCCGACAAUUUUGAGAAUUCACGUUCUUCUCUGCAAAGGAUAGAGGAAUUAAUAAAGAAAUUUAUUUCAAGAUUUCGAAAUCCUUCACUUGACGAACAAAAUGCAAUUGUUGGGAUUGACUCUCCACCAAUUCCUUAUCCAACAACAAAUGUUUUUUUCGAUCCAAUGGAUGAGAAUGGGAAAUGUGGGUCAAAAGAUUUAAAUUUUUUGUAG